Molecule: messenger RNA, 3615 nt
Organism: Rhincodon typus (whale shark)
Lineage: Eukaryota; Metazoa; Chordata; Chondrichthyes; Orectolobiformes; Rhincodontidae
Gene: rnf146
Product: ring finger protein 146
Exons: 3
Coding region: 275-1357 (360 amino acids)
Biological process (GO): ubiquitin-dependent protein catabolic process; Wnt signaling pathway
Cellular component (GO): cytoplasm; nucleus
Molecular function (GO): ubiquitin protein ligase activity; poly-ADP-D-ribose binding; zinc ion binding
Source: RefSeq, a predicted model, not a curated record
CAGCAGCUUCUUCGGGAGAGGGUGUGGCCUUGGCGUCAGCACGCUCUGCCGAGCUGACGUGUGGAAGUUGCGCCUGCUGAGAUACGGAGGGGCCGAGCUAAGCUGGGGCCUGAGAGGCUGUGUUUGUUUUUGUUUCUCUCUCCCCCCGGCCUCCCAUGUCUGGUGUUUGAGGUUCUGUGGAAUCAGAAACUUGGGGAAGCUCGGCAACAUCUUUGAAUCCAUUGAUCUCUGCAGGAACUUGCAGCAAAAAUCUGUAACUGGAUCCACAGUUCUAAUGGCUGGCUGUGGGGAUAUCGAUCAUGCAUCAAACAUGAUUCCAGGAGGAAGGAAGUUGAAUGAGUCUUGCUCAAACAUAGCACCUUCUCUGACUGUACCGGAAUGUGCUAUCUGUCUUCAGACUUGUGUUCAUCCUGUUAAAUUGCCAUGCAAACAUAUCUUCUGUUUCUUGUGCGUGAAAGGAGCAUCUUGGCAAAGCAGACGGUGUGCACUGUGUCGUCAGGAAAUUCCUGAGGAGUUUCUAGACAAGCCAGCUUUGCUGUCCCCCGAAGAGCUCAAAGCAGCAAGCCGAGGAAAUGGGGAGUAUGCUUGGUACUAUGAAGGCACAAAUGGCUGGUGGCAAUACGAUGAGCGCACAAGUAUAGAGCUGGAAGAUGCUCAUUUGAAAGGCAAAAAGACAAUCGAAAUGCUCAUAGCUGGCUAUUUGUAUGUUGCGGACCUGGAGAACAUGAUUCAGUUUAGACGUAAUGAGCAUGGUCGCCGCAGAAAGAUGAAACGAGACAUAGCAGAUAUUCCCAAAAAGGGAGUGGCAGGUCUUCGUUUAGACUGCGAUUCUAGUGGAUUAACUUCGGAAAGAGAGAAUUCAGCAGAUGGAGCAGUUAGCGUUGCUGGUGCUGGAUCUGUAUCAAUACAGCCUUCUGUUUCUAUCAUGAGGCCCACAGUUAGACCAGCAACUUCAUUAGUUGAUCAGCCAGUAAGCCCAAUAACUCCUUCACCAGAUGCAAAUGUAUUGCUUGUGAACUCGCUUGCACAGUUGCAAGUAAGUGGCCAAAACCUGACCAGGAGUCAUAGAGGAGAAGGAGAAGAGCAAUAUGUCGCUUCUGUAAGUAGAGUUUCAGCUGCACAGCAUGCAGCUAGAAUGUCUUAUGAUAACACUGAGUCUGCAACAAGUUCUGAUACAGAGGAUGAGAACACCAGUCAGCAUCAUGAGUCUCCAACCUCCAACCACAGCAGACAAAGACUCACUUCUCUGAACAGUGAGAUUCCAGGAGAAGAGCCGUCUCCAGCAGAAGGGCCUGGCAGCAGCAUCCGAGGCAGGGAGCAGCAACCUGAUGGGCAAUGCACUGUAACAGAGGUCUAGAUCUGACAGUUCCCACUUCUAAAAGGAACAAAUGUUAACACUUGCGACAUUAAGGGCAACUGAGGAAUGUAGAAUUUCUCAACCAGAAUUGCACUCAAUUAAAGCUAAAACUAACUUUUAAUUGCUUUACUUCAUUUUGGCACGACUGCCAUUUUUGUGAUUUGUAGAUUUCUUUUAAAGUAGGAAUUGCACGAUAUUUAUUGUGGUAGCAUUAACUUUAUUUUCAUUGCUUUAAAAUAUCUUAGUGUUAAAUUUCAGAAUGACUCACCCUUUGUGCAUGAUAUAAAAUGUGAAAUCUGAACUCCUUGCAAGCACCAAUUGUGCUGAAGGCUUUUCAUUCUCCCUGGUAUUGUACCGAUGCCUUUUGUGAUUUUUUUUUUAAUUUAAAUUACAUCCAUGUAGAAUUAUCUGGUUCUGUCAGGCAAGUGUGUGAAUAGAUCUUUUGCUUUGCAUAGCCAAAUUAAGAAUCAUUGUUUUCCUUUUCUCCCUUUUUUCUAUUAAUUUAGUGAGAAAGUACAUCACCCUAUCGUAUCGUUGUAAUUGAGGCUGGUAAUAGCUGUACAAGUAACAUUGCCUACAUAGUUGACAUUCAGUGAAGUGUUAGACGAGCAGAAACAAUUAGUUGACUUCAAACUUACAUUAUUCUGACUAUAGCAAUGGUCGAAAUAAAGCUUAAACAUUUUGUUAAAAGUUGUCGUCACAUUGGUUCUCUGCAUUGCAAACCAAUUUUAUACAAAAACGAACUUCUGACAGUGAGUUUAGCAACAAUGAAUAACAUGACCUCUGUUCAACAAACAGAGGUAAUUUAGCUUGGUGUCAGCUUUUCCCUUGCAACUACCCUUGAGCAAAGAUCAGUUUUUGCAAUUUGUGACUGCUCGGACUUCCCAAUUUUUGUUACAAAGCUUUAAAAUGGUUAAAUAGUCACUGUUUUACUUAAAAUGCAAAUACUAAACUUAUGUCUUUGGGCUAAAGUUUUUUUUUUGCAAAUGAUAUAUUCUCCAUCCUGCAGUCUGACAUAAAUUGAUAAUUUGAUAUGUUUUGUGUUUUGCUUUGAAAGUGUAACAAUGAAUGUCAUGAAUGAUUCCAUAUUUAUGUCAAUCUGUAAUAGUCCUCAAGAGGUACCUUCUUAAAGCAGCAGCAAUGCUGAGUUGUUAGUAAGGUAUUCUUUAUUUAUUAAAAUUACCUUCCACUGGAGCUUCCCAGUGGUGCAAUUGGUGAAUGUUGGGGGUGUGGCGAGGAGAUGUGAGAUGGUGCUUUUGGCCACACCAGCAUAACAGUCUUCAGGUGGAACAAAAAAUUGUCAUACCAAGUCUUUCUGUAUAUACUAUGAGUGCAACUAACUUAACUUCUAGACUAGUAAUGCACCACAAAUUGGGGAUUUAGAUUCAGUUAAUUAAGUAAACCAGCAGGAAAAGACUACCAUUGAUAAAUUUAUCAAGAAGCUGUUGUAAGAAGGGAUCUGGUUCAUUGAUGCCUUCGAGGCAAGGAAAUCUGCCAUCUUUACCUGGUCUAUGUGCUUCCUGACCCACAAUAAUGUGACUGAGUGCCCUCUGCACGUAACUCAAUGGUAUCCAAACUACAGUGAUACAGCAGUUCAAGAAAGUGGUUCAGCAGUGCUUUCCUGAGGGCAGUUAGCGAUGAGGCAACAAAUACUGGCCCCAUCAGUGGCCAUAUUGUAUGAAUAAAUUUUAAAAAUAAUUGGAUUGAAGUUUUUACCUGCAUUUUUGAAUUGCCAUUGGCACAUCCUAUCCCAUUUUAAGCUAAACAGAAGUGAUGUUGGAUUCUAAUUUUGUACUUCCCAGUUUCAAACUGUAAUUAAAAAUUUGAACAAAACUCCUCCGAAACAGUGGAAGAACUGCAGAUGCUGUAAAUCAGGAACACAAACAGAAAUUGCUGGAAAAGCUCAGUAGAUCUGGCAGCAUCUGUGAAGGAAAAAAAAUCAGAGUUAACGUUUCACGUCUGGUGACCCUACCUCAGAACUUCCCCAGUUCCGAGGAAGGAUCACCGGACCCAAAAUGUUAACCCUGACUUUUUUUCUUCACGGAUGCUGCCAGACCUGCUGAGCUUUUCCAGCAAUUUCUGAUUUUGUUUCUCCUAAACAGCAUCGUAUUUAAAAAAAGGUACAAUGCCAUGAAAACUGUCUCUGUACCAAUAUCAUUGCUGAAGAAACACAUGCAGACUUUAAAGUCAGGUGGCAAACUUACAGAAGAACUUAAACAUUAACAUCAAUUGGAGUAAAGAUUAUCUUUUCAAAUUAA